Molecule: messenger RNA, 1159 nt
Organism: Humulus lupulus (European hop)
Lineage: Eukaryota; Viridiplantae; Streptophyta; Magnoliopsida; Rosales; Cannabaceae
Product: NAC domain-containing protein 104
Exons: 3
Coding region: 271-759 (162 amino acids)
Biological process (GO): system development; regulation of DNA-templated transcription
Molecular function (GO): DNA binding
Source: RefSeq, a predicted model, not a curated record
AUAGACACUCUUUCUCUCUCUCUCUCACUUAUAAAUACCAUCCCCACAGCUUAAACUUCUUUUACAAGUACCCCAUUUUAUUGUUCCUAAUUCCUCUUUUCUCUCUUUAUAUAUAUAUUUAUAUAAUCAUAUACAUACAUAUAUCUUCUUCUUCUUUGUAUAUCUUAAUUUGAGAUCAUUUUCCCUUCUCUUUCAUCUCCUACUCAAUUCUUAUUCUCUCUAAAUACUUUGUUCUCUGUUACAUAGUAUAUAUAUACAUAUAUAUAUAUAAUGGGAGAUAAUAACAAUGUAAAUUUGCCUCCUGGCUUUCGUUUUUAUCCAACUGAUGAAGAGCUUGUAGUCCACUUCCUUCAUCGUAAGGUCUCCCUCUUACCUUGCCAUCCCGAUGUCAUUCCCGAUCUCGAACUCUAUCCUUAUGAUCCAUGGGAACUCGAUGGUAAAGCUUUGGGUGAGGACAACAAGUGGUACUUUUACAGCAGAAAGACUCAAAAUAGGGUUACGAGAAAUGGGUAUUGGAAGGCUUUAGGGAUAGAGGAAGCAGUGAGUGGCAACAAUAAUACUAAGAAAGUUGGUACUAAAAAGUACUUUGUGUUCUACGUUGGGGAGGCUCAUAAUCAUAAUUCUGGUGCAGCCAUCAAAACUAAUUGGAUAAUGCACGAGUUUCACCUCUCUGAUUCUGCCUCUACUUCUAGUUCCAGUAGUAGUUCUUCCACUAGAUCCUCCAAAAGAAGAUCAUCUAACAAAAUAGUUAGAUUGUAGCAAAUGGGUACUUUGUCGAGUCUAUGAACGUGACGAUGAUGAUGACGGAACAGAGCUUUCAUGCUUGGAUGAAGUUUUCUUAUCACUGGAUGAUCUUGAUGAAAUAAGCUUGCCAAAUUAGGUAGUUUAGCAAUGUGAGAAAGAGAAGAAGAAAAAAUUAAUUAAGAACGAUCGAUGACGAAUGAAGAUCCAAAUGAAGGGUCUACCAACAAAAAAGUUUAGUUUUAUAAACCUAUAUGUAGCAUGGCAUUAUUGUUUUUUUUUAUAUAUAUAUAUAGCUAGUAAGAUGUGUUAUAACUAGCUAGCUUUAUGAGCACCUUAAGUGGGUGGACAUUAUGUAUAAUGUACCUUUGAGCUUUUGAGAAAGAAAAAUACAAAAGAAAACACUUGUGGGCACCAA